Messenger RNA from Malaclemys terrapin pileata, 1429 nucleotides. RefSeq names its product adipogenesis associated Mth938 domain containing (gene AAMDC). Gene Ontology annotation, biological process: positive regulation of fat cell differentiation. NCBI's taxonomy places the organism in Eukaryota, Metazoa, Chordata, Testudines, Emydidae. Gene Ontology annotation, cellular component: cytoplasm. The transcript has 5 exons. The coding region runs from base 97 to 534 and encodes 145 amino acids. The record is from RefSeq and is a predicted model, not a curated record.
AGGGGCGUGUCCCGCCCCGGGCAGAGAGGCCACUGCAGCUCUCCCGACAGGAGGGGGCGAGCGGAGGUGGGCCUGCAGCACCUUUUCAAUUUGGCAAUGUCUUCCCCUGAAAUCGCUUCCCUUUCAUGGGGUCAGAUGAUGGUGAAAGGUUGUUCUACAACUUAUAAGGACUGCAAAGUGUGGCCAGGAGGGAGCCGAACCUGGGAUUGGAGAGAAACCGGGACAAAUUUGUCUUCCAGAAGAAUUGUUCAAAGAUCAGCUACAGCGCUGCCUGUUUUGUACGGAAAGAAAAACAUGCAUUCUCCAGGUGUGCAGCCAGCUGAUCUUGAAGAAGUUGUCAAGAAGGGAGUUAAAACCUUAGUGAUCGGUCGUGGCAUGAGCGAGGCCUUGCAGGUACCAGCAUCUACUGUGGACUAUCUCAAGAAAAAUGGGAUUGAUGUGCUAGUCCUGCAAACAGAGAAGGCUGUGAAGGAGUACAAUACACUGGUUGCUCAAGGUGUCAAAGUGGGAGGCAUCUUCCAUUCAACAUGCUAAUGAAUUAAACAAUACAGCCCUCUUUCCCUCUUAGCCAAAAAGUCUUGUGCCUUUUGACUGAAUAAAUGAUAAUAGUCAGUAUUGGGGCUUUAUAGUUCAUAUUUCCCACUGUACCAAAGCUUGGAUGAAGACCUAAAACAGAGAGGAGAAAUACAGCAGUAUGGAAUUUAAAUGAAUCUAAUUGCUCACAAAUGUUCUUCCACAGUGCUGGAUAUGGUAGACUAUUUAAUCAUGAUUCCCUACACUUGUGAUUUUGACCUAAUCCUCUAGAUCUGAAGGCGUAAUUCAUCUUCUGACCAUUAAUGUUUGGCCUAGCUGCUGAAGUAAAAUAUUCACUUUUAAAACCUGUUAGGAAAUGAUCUGAGACUUCACUUCUUUUCAGAUUUGCAAUAGCUAUUGGAUGAUCACAUUUGGCCACUACCAUCAUGUGUAUGAAAUGGUGAUAAUCUCUGCCUCCCAUUGCUAAUCCCUUGAGCUGUCCAAACUCUUAGCAGUGCAUGCAGAGUGAAAUGAUGGUGUAUUUGCUUCUUUGGGAUGAAUACUCUUUUCAUAACUUAUGAUUUGUAAACUUUACAUUACAUGAAAACAAGUCACUGGAGUUAAAGAAAAGAUAGCCUUAGUAGUGAGAAAGUGAGCCCUCUAUAGCAAUAUGUAGUAGUGUAUACCUCAAUAAGGGGGGGGGGGAACCUGAACAUAUGGCAUAAGCAGUGGGAUUAUUUCAAACCCUGGCUUUAUAGUUAAUGAAAGUGAAAGCUAGUGUGCAGCAUAUUAGACUGGCCGAUCCUUGCUAACGAGCUGGGGAAUGGCGGUUGGAAUUUUUAGAUUAGGUGCUGACGAUCAGCUGGACAUUAAACACACAUGUAGAUUUUUAAUAAAAGCUGCAGAUUUUAAACCU